UGGGUGCUUACAGGGUGGCGGUGGGUUGCUGGGCGGUGGCCAUAGCGGAAGUUUGUAGUGGGUGCUCAGGCUGAGUAAGUGUAAAGCGCAGCUAUCAGAGUGCGUUGUGAUGGUGAUGUUGCUGUGGGAUCGACUGCUUCCCCAGAGCGAAAUGUCGUUUGGAAAAAGGGACACGCGGAGAAGGACUUGACGGAAGUUGCGGUUUCUCUGGCCAGUGGCCAUCCUCGUUCCUUCAACCCAACACCGCAUCCCUCACACAAUGCUUUCGACAACAGCAGCAGCAGCACUGCGGCCCAGCACUGUCCUACUACGGUCACUGCGAGGAGCCGCCCAGCUUCGCAAUCUCGCCACAUCACCAUCACCACGGAACCUGUCCAUCCCCAGAAUACAUGUGACUUCCCGCCGCACCUCCCCGUUUCUUCCCAGAGCCGCCGCUAUCCACUCUUCCAUACCGCUAAGGCAUGCGGAGAUAAAGAAGCCAGCGCCGGGCACGGGCUUAAAGGUGACGUAUGUAACGGCAGAGGGUGAGAAGAUCACCGUAGAAGCCAACGAGGGCGACAAUCUGCUAGAUUUGGCGCACGCAUAUGAUAUUGACCUUGAAGGAGCAUGCGAAGGAUCGCUGGCCUGCUCGACCUGUCAUGUCAUUGUGGAGGAGAAGUAUUACGAUAAGUUGGAAGAGCCGUCUGAUGAGGAGAACGAUAUGCUGGAUUUGGCGUUUGGGUUGACUGAGACCUCUCGGCUAGGCUGCCAAGUGAUCAUGAGCCCGGAGCUUGACGGAGUCACCGUCAAACUACCGAGCGCAACUCGUAACCUCCAGGUCGAUAAGCAACGAUGAGACGGACGAGCGGACAAAAUACGAAAUGCUUCUCAUACGAAUGUACAGCAGAAGAAUUAUCGAAUUACACGGAAUCGCAUGCAAGAACGCACACUCACACGCUAUACACAUAA
This is a messenger RNA of Fimicolochytrium jonesii, 948 nucleotides long. RefSeq names its product 2Fe-2S ferredoxin-type domain-containing protein. The coding region runs from base 260 to 835 and encodes 191 amino acids. Gene Ontology annotation, molecular function: 2 iron, 2 sulfur cluster binding. NCBI's taxonomy places the organism in Eukaryota, Fungi, Chytridiomycota, Chytridiomycetes, Spizellomycetales, Powellomycetaceae. Gene Ontology annotation, cellular component: mitochondrion. The transcript has 4 exons. Gene Ontology annotation, biological process: positive regulation of oxidoreductase activity; P450-containing electron transport chain. The record is from RefSeq and is a predicted model, not a curated record.